AUGCCAGUCACCGGAGGAGAAUCAGACCCAUAUCAAUGGGGAUUCGCUAUCUACCGGACUGUAUACACCCCACAGUCCGAUGAACUUUGGCCAUCGGUACUAGAAAAGCUAGAGGAGUAUAUGGAACUCAGUUGGAGUCCACUCGAGACGUAUUAUGAAUCGUAUCCAGACUCGUUAGAGAACACCAUUAUUUGGGACCGGGAAAAAUUCAACAAUGCCUCAAUUGAUGAUAUUCGAAAGGACUUUAGAAGAGAACUGCUCAUCCCAGAGAUGGGGGAUGAUGAAGUUCAAUAUGAAGAUGACGAGGAUACGGUGCUGCGAAAAGAGAAUCUUUUCUUGCAGAAGCAGGAAGAGCUUGAAGCGGAAUAUGGCGAAGAGUGCAGUCGUGGGGAGAUCUGCAAUGAAUUCUGUAUCAUGAUCGAUGAGGAAGUCUUUCAGUCCAUUUUGAACGCCCCCGAUCCUAAGGAAGUGACAAAAGUUCAUCCAAAUGGGAUUGUUGGAUAUGUAAAAGUCAUUACUACAUACAAGGAGGCACAAAGGGGCGAGUUCUGGCCUGGCUGGGGGAAGGCUGAUCUUCGGUGGUUCUGGUGGCUUUACAAUACGGACGAAUUGGAAAGAGAGUUUCAGAUGCCUGGUCGUGACAGCCCUGAAUUGGCCAGUUACAUCUACAAUGGAUGGUGA
Talaromyces marneffei is the source of this 681-nucleotide messenger RNA. RefSeq lists its product as uncharacterized. Lineage: Eukaryota; Fungi; Ascomycota; Eurotiomycetes; Eurotiales; Trichocomaceae. The transcript has 2 exons. The coding region runs from base 1 to 681 and encodes 226 amino acids. The record is from RefSeq and is a predicted model, not a curated record.